Frankliniella occidentalis (western flower thrips) is the source of this 1658-nucleotide messenger RNA. RefSeq lists its product as uncharacterized. The transcript is spliced from 3 exons. The record is from RefSeq and is a predicted model, not a curated record. Lineage: Eukaryota; Metazoa; Arthropoda; Insecta; Thysanoptera; Thripidae. The coding region runs from base 944 to 1450 and encodes 168 amino acids.
ACGCCUUUGAAAUAACAGUGUACUCCACAUGACUGUAAGGAAUGGUGCAUUUGUUAGAAUGUUAUUUCUCCCUUCAACAUAUGAUUAAUAACACAUCCCUUUUCUUGCAUUUUUUUUAGCUCCAUUUCAUCUUCAUAAGUCUAAAAUUAUUGGCAAGCCUCGAGGUAUUCAAGAGACAGUGCAUGAUGGCAGUAAAAAAAAAGGUAACUGCUCAAAUCUCCUUGAUAUUUCAAAAAAAACAGUAUUUAGUGAGUCUUAUUAUGCAAUUUCUCACGAUCCUAGGCUACAAGAAAUCAAGAGUUUUUAUUCCCAUUGAUAAUGUUAUUGAUGACAGUACUGCUGAUGAACCUGAUCAAGUCAAAAAGCCUGAUUUUAAAUUAAAAAUUGUGACAACAAGGGGGAGGCCCAAGACAGGAAAGAAAAAAGGUAUUUAAAAUUUACAGAAGUGAAACCUGCUUAUGUCCUCUCAUGUUUAUGUUGCUUGGGGUAUUUAGAGUGAACGUCACUUUUCCUAAUAUUGAUUUAACUGCAGGGAAACCAGCUUGGAAUUUCACAGCUGUCCAAGAUAAGGUGGGUGAGGAUGACAGCCUAAAAUGCUGUAUUUGUCAGGACGAAGUGUUAGGCGUCGACUUCUGCAGUAAGUGCCACAAUCCCAUCCAUCCUGAGACACCUUGUUCGGUCGAAGACGAGAGAGGGAUAAGGCUGUGCAACUUCUGUUGUGAUUAUAGUGUUGGCUCCCAGGAUGUGGAGGAGGCAUAUUUGUGUCCUGGGUGCUCAUCAUUGCUAGAAAUGAAAAUUAGCAAUAAGCCUGGCCGCAUAGGUUGCUUUUUCUAUCGAUGCCCAAAAGGGUCUACACCCCAAUGCAAAACACACUUAGCGUUCUGGGCACCAAGUAAGUUCCUUUGACAAAAAGUAUUAUAAUCUACUUGAUUUAAGCCAAUUAAUGACAGUGCUAUAUUGUAUUUUUCUCAACAACUAUCUCUUUUUAGGAAAUGCAGACGUGGCUGAAUACUCAUGUGAUUUAACACCUGCACAGAAUCUGCAAGAUGAAGAAAGGCCAUCACAGAGUGCGAAACAUGGAGAGGGGCCUCAAAAUUUAGGUGAAGAAGAUAAAGCAUCAGAGAACGAAGAUGAAGGGAGUGGGCUAUCUCAGAAUGGAGAUGAAGAAGAAAGUGCAUCAGAGAAUGAAGAUGAAGAGAGUGGGCUAUCCCAAGAUGUAGAUGAAGAAGAAAGUGCAUCAGAGAAUGAAGAUGAAGAGAGUGGGCUAUCCCAGGAUGUAGAUGAAGAAGAAAGUGCAUCAGAGAAUGAAGUUAGAGAGAGGCUUUCUCAGUAUGUAGAUGAAAAAGACAGUGAAUCAGAGAAUGAAGAUAUAGAGAGGCUUUCUCAGAAUUUACUUACAAAAGGUAAGCUUUCAUUCAUUUCAGUUAAUUUGAAAUGUAUGGUAUCAUGAAACUUUUGGAUAUAGAAAGCUGCCAUUGGUUUCACUCGUCAUGUGUGGCCUCUUUGGUUGUUUUCUGUUCUUCAAACUUAAUCAGAAAAUUAUUUCUGUUACCAGCGUGUUUUUACACAAGAGGUUCAAACAGUUCUUUUGAGAACUCACUGCUCAGCAUUUUGUGCUGGAUCAGAAGUCCUUUUCAGGACUGGUUAGUCCUUUUCAG